Culicoides brevitarsis is the source of this 1353-nucleotide messenger RNA. RefSeq names its product trypsin-1-like. Gene Ontology annotation, biological process: proteolysis. Bases 494 to 1330 code for a protein of 278 amino acids. The transcript has 2 exons. Gene Ontology annotation, molecular function: serine-type endopeptidase activity. The record is from RefSeq and is a predicted model, not a curated record. NCBI's taxonomy places the organism in Eukaryota, Metazoa, Arthropoda, Insecta, Diptera, Ceratopogonidae.
UUAAGCAUUUGAACCGCCUUAAAUAUUACUUUGAAACUGAGAGUAAUCACUUUAACUUGUUAAAACCAGUUAAGUCACACAAUUUUCUAUGUAAAUUUAUUCUAAAAGGAAAUUUCCUUAGUUAAUAUCCACAAGAAUUGCAUUACUCACCCACUUAAUUCGGCGAACCAUUCGCUAAAGUUCAAACAUCAACAAACUCGUAAAAUGUGCAUUCUUAUCGCCGCGCUGUCUACUGUAUAACCUGUGGCUAUCUAAUCAACAUAUGUACCUUUUUUUUUGUGUGUUACUGACCUUCAUGGAAAAAAUUCACGCAAUCUUACGCUGCAAAUUUGAAAAAAUCAGGACAAAGAAGUCGAUGAUGACUGAUAACGGUAGCAAAAUGCAGUAGGUCAUCAUCUAUCGUUGUUAUCUGAAACGAUCGCGCGUAUAUAAAUGAAUGCAAGCUUAGUAGAAAGACAUUAAUUUACAAGUUAAAACCAGAAAAGGAAGUAAAAUGUUGCGCAUUAUUUCAAUAAUAUUGAUUUAUGAGCUUAUUACAGCUCAAGGGAAUUCUCCAAAGCUUUACACGUCACCCGAAAUGAAUCCGUUCGUAGUUGGCGGAAACGAUGUCAAAAUAGAAAACUAUCCGUUUGUCGUUGCUUGUUACAAUUAUGGAUAUUUUACAUGCGGGGGUAGUAUUGUUAGCAAGAAUUAUGUUCUAACUGCAGGACAUUGCACUGUUGAUGAUAUUCAGUACAAUGUAACAGAACGUCAGGAAUACGGUCCCAAUAUGAUUGCUGUCGCUAAAAAUAUCAGACAUCCUAAUUAUCAGGACUAUCGAAAGUAUGAUGUCCAAUUGUUGCUGUUAGCGGAAGACAUUCCCAUUGGCGAACCUGGUAUUGUUGCAGUGCCUGUUAAAUUUCCGCGACCCUAUUACGAAGUAAAAGGAGAUUCAUAUGUAACUGGAGCUCAGGUGCUUGGAUGGGGAUAUACCGAAGAUUACAUUAUACCCUACAAGUUACAAUGUGGAAAAUAUUACGUUGUCAAUAAUACAUAUUGCGAAUGGCUUCAUCAAGGAGUGGCAAAUGUCUAUGAUUCAAAUUGUUGUAAUGGCGUAAUAGGUGGCGGUAUUGCCGAUUGCAAUGGUGAUUCGGGCGGCCCAAUUGUGCUAGAUGUCAACGGACAACUUGUGCAAUACUGCAUCGUAUCGUGGAGCGUAAAGCCUUGCGAAAAUCCAACCUACCCAGCAGUCGGUACAAAGACCUCGCAUUAUGUUGAAUGGAUUUCCCAAGAAACAAACAUACCUAUAGAUGAAUUAACGGUGGACAUCGAGACAGUUGCGUUUCAUUAAUAAAGAGAAAAAAAGCACGUAAU